CAGCGCGCCUCCCUCCACUGCACCAGACUGCCCUGACCUUUGGAGAGAGACAGAACCGUGUCUUGUGACAUACGCAGACUCAACAUGGACGUACACAGAGUAUCUCAGCACAGCCAAAUGGAUUAUAACUUCGACAACAUGGAGCCCAAACACGGGAAAAUGUUGCCUUGCCAAGAGGAUCGUUUUGAUUCCGGCCUGGACUCCCUGAAAGAGGACGAGCUGGUGAACGACUUUGAGGACAUGACAGUGAACGCGAGCCAGGACCUCACACAGGAAUACGAGCCUUGGAGGACUGCAGUUACUGAAGAUGGCGACACACUCCUGCACUUGGCCAUUAUUCACGAAGCCACAGAACAUGCCUUUCAGAUGAUCAAGCUGUCCUUCAAUCACUCCUUCCUCAAUGUACAGAACCACCAGAGACAGACUGCGCUCCACCUGGCAGUGAUCACAGAGCAGCCUCAGCUAGUGGAGAAGCUUCUGAAGGCCGGCUGUGACCCGAGGCUAUCUGACGACAGUGGGAACACAGCUCUCCACAUUGCCUGCAAGAAGGGUUCUCUCGCCUGCUUUGGAGUCAUUACCCAGCAUUCCCAACGCCACCUCAGCUCCAUUGUGUCUUUCCCCAACUAUAAUGGACAAAACUGCCUCCACUUGGCAUCCAUAAAUGGCUUCAUUUCAUUGGUUGAAAGCCUUGUUCGGUUGGGUGCUGACAUCAACGCACAGGAACAGUGCAGUGGGAGGACAUCACUCCAUCUGGCUGUGGAUCUCCAGAACCCAACACUGGUCCGUCGCCUCCUUGAACUUGGCGCCAACGUAAACUGCUUCAACUAUGGCGGUUUCACACCAUACCACCUCACUUAUGGGCGUCAGAAUGAAGAGAUCCGCUGCCAGCUUUACGAGAGGACAGAAGAAGAACUGAGGGCGCUGCCUGAGAGCGAAUCAGACGAGAGCGAUAUGGAGGACCUGGAUGUAUCUGAUGAUGAGCUGUAUGACGACAUAAAGUUUGGAAAAUAAACACAACCAUCGCUCCUCUGGUGGUGUGAACGACAGAUAAGCUGCUACAGGGUUGCCCAGGAAUAAAGAGGGACUUAUCAGUACAAGUCCCCCGUCCAGGUCCAGGUCCAGGUCCAGAUUGAAAGAGCUGGCCCUGGGAUCACAAUCAUGAAUGAAGAUGGCGUCCAUAAUGGUCAAGUCCGGUCUGGAUCAUAGAACGAUCUGAAACCACAAUACAGCAAGACCGUGACCUCCGUGUAGUUCUUCUAUAAACUGUAGAAAGUUAUAUUGAUGUGUAAAUAUGUGACAGUUGUAAUAUAUUGUAAAUACAGAGAUAUUAUUUUUGUACCUGUACAAAUGUGUGAAUUUAAACACUAUAAACAGAAAACUGAUAAGAAUAAAAAUAAGUUUAUUGAAUAUAAA
Molecule: messenger RNA, 1413 nt
Organism: Notolabrus celidotus (New Zealand spotty)
Lineage: Eukaryota; Metazoa; Chordata; Actinopteri; Labriformes; Labridae
Product: NF-kappa-B inhibitor alpha-like
Exons: 6
Coding region: 85-1011 (308 amino acids)
Molecular function (GO): protein binding
Source: RefSeq, a predicted model, not a curated record